GGCUUUAUCGCCGAAUUCUAAAACUUUCUGAAAUUGCUCGUUAUUAGCACUAAUGCUCAACAUGAAAACAAACCACGGAGCCAUUGGGAGAAAAAAUAUCUCAUGAAUAUUCAUGAGUCGGUGGGCGGGUUCCUGCCACUGGCGGUAAUACGAACGUAGACCAAAGUUGCCUCUGGAAUUGCCUGAAACUGGAUAGGGUUAGCAGCAGUGGCCGGCACAUUGGAGGAUAUUAACUUAUUAACAAAGUUGUUAAAAAGUUUCGGCCUUGGUUUUCUUAAAACUUCUCUCGUUAUGUCGGCUGCUUCGGCGUUCAUGAAGUCUGAAAAAGUGUUUGAUAAUUUCGCUAUUGGAAUUCAGGCCUCGGGCGGCACCGACGAUUUUCUGCAAACUCCUAGCAAAAUUCUUGAACAAGUUCAAAGAUCAACGGGAUACAAUCAACAUUCUAUUGACGACAUACUGGGUAAGAGACGACACGAAGAUCUAGCAAAGGACUCUCCCGACUGUUGUGAUUCGAAAACGACGAUGAACGGCGAGAUAUCGAGUUUGAAAAGCGAACUGUCCCCGGAAAACCUCGACGACUCUCACGGCGACGUCAGCGACACUGAACACAGCCUGGACGAGGCCAACACGUCACAGGACAACGGCGAUGACAGCGCCGAACAGAAGCGGAAGAAGCGGCGGAACCGCACGACGUUCACGAGCUACCAACUGGAGGAGAUGGAGCGGGUCUUCCAGAAGACGCACUACCCGGAUGUAUAUGCGCGAGAGCAGCUCGCGCUCAGGUGCAGUCUCACAGAGGCCAGGGUGCAGGUUUGGUUUCAAAACCGCCGAGCGAAAUGGCGGAAGAGAGAACGGUUUGGUCAGUUGCAGACGAUGAGGGCGAUGGCCACUGCGGCCACACACGGCUACGACAUGCCGCUCCCCGCCCGUCACGACGGAUAUUCUCAGUUUCAACCCAAUCCGUGGGCACCAAACGGAUCUUCCCAGUACCAGAUGACUACAAUGGCACAGAUGGGUAACUCGUGCAUGAUGGGAAACAACCAGAAUAACCUCCCUUCCUUCAUGGGGUUGGCUCAUCAAAACAUGAUUGCGGCGUCUCACCAAAACGCCAUGAUUGCGUCACACCCAAACGCAAUGACGUCACACCCGAAUGCAAUGGCGUCACACCAGUCUCCACCACCGCCACCACUUUCCUACAACCACGCUCAGACGACCCUGGACCCUCCAAUAGAUACAGAGCGUCGAAGUUCCAGCAUCGCGGCCCUGCGCCUCAAAGCAAGGGAACACAGCGUUGCCAUGGGGAUACUGAGUGCGUAUGGAAAAUAAGAACGAAACACAAAGCUGUUUCAACUCAUCUAUCAACAUUUAUGGAUUCAAAAUAUCGGCAAAAAUUCGUGCUAACGAAGAACCCUUCUCUUGGUUUCAAGAAUCAGUCGUGUAGAAUAUAUUAUCAUAUUCUAAAAUAUCGUUUUUUCUCGAAUGUUUCUCCGGGAAUUAAGCACGUCCAAUCAUUGACAAGAUUCGUUUGCAUGGAUAUGUUUUGAAAGAAACCCUACAAAACAAAAAACAAUUUCGUUGUAUAUAGUAAUUGCAAAUUAAUGAUUACCACAAGAUGAUCAGACGGCAAUUUGGUUGUAAUGAAACGUCUGCAAUGAUGGUGGAAAGUCAGACAACCACAUGAUAUGUGUUUACACCUACCGACGGACCAAUCACACAUGUCCUGGGUAAACGUCCCAAGUUCUUAGACAAACCCAAGUCUGGCGUUGGUUUAACAAGACUAAUUGUGUAUGAAGAAGGCACAUGACAGCUGAUCCUCGUGUUGACAACAAAAAAGCUCAAACCGACUUCUGCCAAAUCGUGGAUCCUCCACCCAUCCCAGUCUGUAAUUAUACCGCACGUGCCUCGUCUCAUUAGCUCUGAUUAGUGCACGUCUGUAAGAGAACAGCCAAUCGGCUGUAUCCGUUACGGAUUUAAAUAACAGACUGCUUGUUACGGAAUGGCUGGAAUUGACUUACGUAUUAAAAUUAUCGGUGUGUGUUGGACUGCAAUUAUCCAGGCCCUUUGACCACGGUGUGCUGUUUUUAAUGACAAUUAAAAUGUAUGUUCGGAGGAAAUGUGCACAAUUAGUACAUGGCCUCGACUUUCACUGCAUCUGUAAAACAAGAAGAACGGACAUACGCACCACGCGGGCUAGUUAUAGCAGAGGCAACGAUUCUGUACGGCUGGUCAAGAGAAGCAUGCGGUGUGCUUGCCGUUCAUUAACGGAAGAUAUCGGUACGGCAGAAGUCCAAGCCAGAGUUAACGAUGAUUGACAGGAGAUCCAGAGGCCACUUAGAACAGACGAUAACAAUCGCCGGAUGAAGUAAGCAACCAAAUCGAUGUCGUAAGCAACGGAAUCUAUGACGGAAGGGGACACCUUGUGUAAUUUAAAUGUCUUUGAUGGUAACUUCCGUCCAAUAAUUGAAUUCGUGCUUUAUGUUAUAACAUGGAUGUACAUGUAGAAAAACGUUUGUUUGUUUCUCUGUUAUUUGUGUCCAAAUAAAUAUUUGUUCAUAAUU
This is a messenger RNA of Gigantopelta aegis, 2558 nucleotides long. Its product is annotated as ALX homeobox protein 1-like. Lineage: Eukaryota; Metazoa; Mollusca; Gastropoda; Neomphalida; Peltospiridae. Gene Ontology annotation, biological process: regulation of transcription by RNA polymerase II. The record is from RefSeq and is a predicted model, not a curated record. Gene Ontology annotation, molecular function: DNA-binding transcription factor activity, RNA polymerase II-specific; RNA polymerase II transcription regulatory region sequence-specific DNA binding. The transcript has 4 exons. Bases 292 to 1326 code for a protein of 344 amino acids.